Tetrahymena thermophila SB210 is the source of this 795-nucleotide messenger RNA. RefSeq lists its product as hypothetical. The record is from RefSeq and is a predicted model, not a curated record. NCBI's taxonomy places the organism in Eukaryota, Ciliophora, Oligohymenophorea, Hymenostomatida, Tetrahymenidae. The transcript has a single exon.
AUGAACUCCCAAUCUUCCAUUAGUCUUUCACAAUCUUCCAUUAACAUUUAAUAAUCUAGUCUUACCUCUUCCCUAUAUAUACCAUUAAAAUAGGAUUCUUACUCUGCUAAAAAUAAGAAAUAAAGUAAAUAAAAAUUAUUUUGUAAUGCAACACCUUACAGCUGUAUCUCUUAGGAAUUGUCUGAUCAUAUAUCUUCUAUAUCAAAUGGCGAAAUGUAAGCCAGAGAUUCUGGAUUCAGCACAGCAGUAAAUUCUCUGAUGCAUUCAUAAAAUGAAUAAGCAACUCCAUGUUUUAACGAAAACUCCUCUAAUCAUUAAUAUGCAAAAAGCUAUGCUCCCUCCCCUGUCCUUCAUUUCAAAAGUAAUGAGAGAGACAACAGCUCAGAAAGUGGAUCAUCCCAAAAUUCUCAAUAUUAAUUUGGUCAAAAAUCUUAAACAGAAAAGAAUUUAUAAACUUUCCAUUAAGAAGCUUUCAAAUUCUUACUUACUUUGAAUAGCAACUUGCAAAAAUUCAAAGACGCAGAAAAUAGAAGAAAGCUUCAAAAGGAACUUAACUUAGACAAACAAUAGUUAACUAUGUCUUAAUUCAAUAAUAGUGAUGUUGUAAGUACAAAUACCUUAUAUUCAAGCUAAUCAGCUGCUCCAAGUGUCGUUCUAAGAAAAAGUAAAGUUGUUGAUGAAAAGAAAAAUACAGUGCAAUCAAUAAUUGCAUCGACUUUUUGUAAAUCACAAAUGUUUAAUAAAAAGAAAAGUAUAAAACUUAAUAGAUAAAGCAACUUUGCCCAGUAAAAUUGA